Messenger RNA from Syngnathus acus (greater pipefish), 3181 nucleotides. Its product is annotated as histone acetyltransferase KAT7-like. The coding region runs from base 271 to 2136 and encodes 621 amino acids. The transcript is spliced from 15 exons. Gene Ontology annotation, cellular component: nucleus. NCBI's taxonomy places the organism in Eukaryota, Metazoa, Chordata, Actinopteri, Syngnathiformes, Syngnathidae. Gene Ontology annotation, molecular function: zinc ion binding; histone acetyltransferase activity. Gene Ontology annotation, biological process: regulation of DNA-templated transcription. The record is from RefSeq and is a predicted model, not a curated record.
AUUGAGAGUUAAAUUCUACGUGAACGCAAAAUAAUUUUACACACAUAAGGGAACGCUCGAAGCAGCUUAACUUGUUUCCAGUCAGGCGGAUUUUAUCAACGUACCGAGCGUGCGCCUUGAGAGGAAAAGCAUCAAUCUGAUACGCGGUUUUCAGCUGACUUGGCUCAUAUUGUAACCUGGCGGUUUGUUGUUGUUAGAUAUUAAUGGGAUCUGACAUCAAUUGCUCCCGUCACAGUCAUUAUUAACUUGGAAAAAAACGAUUCUGUGAAAAUGCCCCGGAGAAAGAGGACCACAGGCAGCAGCUCAGAUGGGACAGAGGACUCUGAUUUCUCCGCCGACCUCGAGCCGGCCGAAGCGGUCGCAAACGUGCAACGACGAAUUAGUACGCGCCUGACUCGCACGUCCCUUCGUCUCAGCCGAAGCACACGAGAAAACUCCAGCACAGCACGAAGCAGUUCUCCUGCACCAGCGGAGACAGCAGCGUCUGCGUUUUCCUCAAGACGCAGAAGCACGCGUAACCAACAGGGGGCGACAAACACCACGGCCAAAAAAUACCCACUCAGGCAGGGCAGGUUAUCUGGCUCAGAUACAGAGGUUAAUAAUGGCAUAAAGCGGACAGCGGACCACGACGAGACCCCUCCCCGCACCCCGACGGGAAAUGCCCCAUCUUCAGAGUCAGACAUUGAGACCUCCAGCCCUGGGAACGACCUGGUUUCUUCUAGCAAUGAUGUGGUGGUUUCUCAAGAGGAGGAUGAAAGACUGGCAAAGGAGCUCUCGCUGAAAGAGGCCGCCGCUCACGACCUUUCCCACAGGCCCAAACGACGGCGCUUUCACGAGAGCUACAACUUCAACAUGAAGUGUCCCACGCCUGGAUGUAAUUCCCAAGGUCACCUGACAGGAAGACACGAGAGACACUUCUCCAUAUCAGGGUGUCCUCUAUAUCACAAUCUAUCAGCUGAUGAGUGCAAGGGCAAGGUGUCAACUCGGGAGAAACAGGCCGAUGAAAGGACGCUGUCUCACCGUCACGACGAGAAUCGCCAUUCCACCAGGAACCAGGCCCCGACAGAUCGUCAGCUACGCUACAAGGAGAAAGUGACUGAGCUGAGGAAAAAGAGGAACAGCGGUCCCAAUAAGGAGGAGAAGGACAAGUCUACGGAUCAUCGUCAGAGCCACGGCAUGAAUCGGGAACCCCUGCUGGAGAACAUCACCAGCGACUACGACUUGGACUUGUUCAGGAAAGCGCAGGCACGUGCCUCGGAGGACCUUGAGAAGCUUCGUCUGGCUGGCCAGGUAUCAGAGGGGAGCAACAUGAUUAAAAUUAUCGUGUUUGGACGCUACGAACUGGACACGUGGUACCACUCGCCGUACCCGGAGGAAUACGCCCGGUUGGGGAGGCUGUACAUGUGCGAAUUCUGCCUUAAGUAUAUGAAAAGCCAGACCAUCUUGCGUAGACAUAUGGCCAAAUGUGUUUGGAAACAUCCUCCCGGCGAUGAAAUCUACCGAAAAGGCAACAUUUCAGUUUUUGAGGUCGAUGGCAAGAAAAAUAAGAUUUUCUGUCAGAACCUUUGUCUGCUGGCCAAACUUUUUCUAGACCACAAGACUUUGUAUUAUGACGUUGAGCCUUUCCUCUUCUACGUGAUGACUGAGGUGGACAACACAGGGUGCCAUCUUGUGGGAUAUUUCUCCAAGGAAAAAAACUCUUUCCUAAACUACAAUGUAUCCUGCAUCCUCACCAUGCCACAGUACAUGAGGCAGGGAUAUGGAAAAAUGCUUAUAGACUUCAGUUACCUGUUGUCAAAGGUAGAGGAGAAAGUGGGCUCGCCAGAGCGGCCGUUAUCUGACCUGGGCCUUAUCAGCUAUCGCAGUUACUGGAAAGAGGUGCUGCUGCGCUACCUGAAUAAUUUUCAGGGGAAAGAGAUCUCCAUUAAAGAGAUCAGCCAAGAGACGGCAGUGAACCCAGUGGACAUUGUCAGCACGCUGCAGUCCCUCCAAAUGCUCAAAUACUGGAAGGGGAAACACCUGGUUUUAAAACGACAGGACCUUAUUGAUGACUGGAAAGCCAAGGAGCGCAAACGUGGUAACAGCAAGACCAUCGACCCCACAGCUUUGAAGUGGACGCCACCUAAAGGGACGUAGAAGUGCAUUUUCUGUCACGCUCCCACAAAAAAAAACACAUCCACUUCUGCGCACUGGUGAGCACACGCACCUAAAAUAUUCACACUGGCACUGUUGUUUUAAAAACGCUUCCAGCGGCUUUUUACUAAGUCAGAUAUUGUUGCACUCACUUCUGUUACAACAAACAAUAAUUAUGAUGAUUGUCGGACUGAAUAAGAACGUAAGAGAAAAUGUAGCAGGCAAUGUAUUACGUGUCCGAUUAUUCUGAUUUAUUUACUCAAACAUUUUACAGACUGUCAAAGUAUUUCUAGCAUUAUCUCGAAAAUGUUCUACAAAAUAGUAUAGUCCGUACACAAAUGGCAUAGUACGAUUUUUUUUUUCCGUUUGGUUUUAGAAAAGUGUGUUUCAAUUACAGUGUUGUCAAUACAGGUUGAAAUAGAUAAUAUUCAGUAACCAUAACCUGAAAUUUGCGUGACGGAGCUCUGACUGGAAAAUACUUGAAAAUAAUCAUUUUAUGUGUUCAGAAAAAAAAAAAGAAAUUGGCCAGAUUUAUGCGAAAAGAGAAAGUAGAAGUGAGCUAUUGAAAGAGCGUAAAUAUUCAAUUUUGUUCUAGAAUUGUGUCAUCAAUUAACGUGUGCCAGGUAUUUAAACCUAUAAGCUAUAGCUGCCAUUGGCCUUAUUUUAACUUUUGUACGUCUUUAAUUUAAGAAGGGACCUGCCUUGAUAUCUUUAAGUUGCUAUCUGUCAUCAACAGGACAUAUGUGAGAUUUUUAGACCCCCCCCCCCCCCCCCCUCCUCAUAUUUAAUCAUUUUCUACCUCUCACCACUGUAUAAAAGUUGAAAUAUUCCACUUUUGGUCUUCUUUGUUACUGUGUGAAAAUGUCUUUUGUUGAACAUUUUUUGUACUAGAGUUCUUGAAAGGAGAUGUGUUAUUUAUGUUUUAAGAAUGUGCAAAGUGUAGAAUAAAAUAGUCACAGGAUUCUUCCAUGUGAAUAGAAAUAUUUGUUUAAAAUGAUGUUUAUAUUGGGAUUCUUAAAAGCUACUGUUUUUUUGUUUUCUUUUCUUA